This is a messenger RNA of Cryptococcus deneoformans JEC21, 1119 nucleotides long. RefSeq lists its product as hypothetical. Gene Ontology annotation, molecular function: nickel cation binding. Lineage: Eukaryota; Fungi; Basidiomycota; Tremellomycetes; Tremellales; Cryptococcaceae. The transcript has a single exon. The record is from RefSeq and is a predicted model, not a curated record. Bases 4 to 975 code for a protein of 323 amino acids.
CCGAUGAAAGCCCCGCUGCGGAACCCCCCCCGCCUUCUGGCAGGAGAAGGCCGGGUGCACCUCUCCGCCUCCAACGCACACCCGAGCUUCUCCACCCGCCUCGCAGCAUACCCGCUCAAACUCCUCUCCCCAAUUCCGCUCCCUUCACAGCCCUCAAACUUCGCCGUCCUCUACACUCUUGCCUAUGGCGGAGGCCUUGUGGCUGGCGAUCUCGUCAGUCUAAGCGUGGUGCUUGACCCGGGGUGUGGGCUCGUCAUGCUCACCCAGGGCACCACCAAAGUAUACAAGCGUCGUCCAGGCCUUCGCCCGCUUUCCCACUUGCAUACCUCUCCGCCAUCUUCAGACCCCAACCUCACACGCCAGAGGAUGCACAUACGUCUUUCCUCAUCAUCCUUCUUACUCCUCUUACCUGAAUCUGUUUCCCCCUUCCGCGCAUCUAUCUACUCCCAGACCCAGCGCUUCGUCCUUCCUGCAGAUAGGACGGCAUCAGUUCUCAUUCUUGAUUGGGUCAAUUCAGGCCGAGGGCAAAGGCCGCAAGAAGUUGAUGAGGAGAUUUGGAGCAUGGAUAGCUACGGGUCAACGAACGAGAUUUGGGUAGGAGAUGAGAGAAUCAUGAGGGAACGCAUGGUGCUCGAUAAUUCCCAUUUUGCUUUGAAUGCUGGCGGCUCUCUGUCUCCUAUCGCAAACCAACUGUCGCCAUACAAUGUCUACGCCACUAUUCUAAUCCUUGGUCCCCAUUUUACCACCCUUUUCUCGUAUCUCGCGUAUCUCUCCGAUCAUUCUCGGCAGUUCCAGCUGAAGGAGCCUCCAGGUUUGGCAUGGAGUUUUAGUGAGAUAGAUGGCAAGCUGCAGGCGGGAGUAGUCAGAAUUGCAGCAUGUGAAGUGGAAGAUGCUAGGAAAUGGCUGAGAGAAGUUAUGACUGCAGGUGGUGUUGCGGCUCUGGUAGGAGAGGGGAUGUGGCCGAGGUGUAUUUAGCUCCAAACAAAUAAUUGUUAUACUUCGGGUUGAGUGAUUUUUAAUUGUACCAAGUCACGCUCAAUAGCCGUCAGUAGCAUAUAUAAAAAAUGAUGGGACGGCCAUGGAUGACCAUGGCAGUGCAUGAUGCAAAUAAUUACAACC